GGGUGUGGGGGUGGCUGGGGGCAGCUCACCCCAUCGUGAACCAGGAUAGGAGAGGCUGACUGUCACCGGACGCCAUGUCUCACGGGGCCUACAACAACCUGUGGCGGGAGGCCCAAGCCCACAUGAACGGGCUGCUGGCCCUGGAGCUGUCGCCCGAGUCCCUGUCUCCCCCCAAGGACCUUGUGGCCUUCUCCCGGCAGCAGGCCUCGCUGUUUAUCCACUAUGUGCAGAUCCUGCGGAAGCUGGACCAGGUGUAUGACCAGCUGGCGAACCCCCAGAAGCGACGGCUGGUCAGGAGUCUGUUGGACGGGGUGAUGGGCCGGGUCCUGGAGCUCCGCAGGGACAUGAUCCAGCGACAUCUCUCCGAGUUCAUCUACAUGGACGAUGCCAUACAGGACCUCAAGCUCACCCCGGCGGAUUUUGACAUCCCAAUUCCCAAAUAUUUCAGAAACGAGCGAGCGCGGGUGAUGCAGGAAAGAAAAAAACUUUUCUCCCAAAUCAUGGAUGAGACGGCGCCUGAGGACGCUGCAGCGAAGCGUGUGGUGAUUCUGACGAAGGACGAGGCGGUGCGGGUGAUCCAGAUUUCCGAGCGCGCCCGGCAGGGGAGGCUCAGGGCUGCAUUUAUGCGGGAGAUCUGGCGAGAGGAGCAGAGGGAGAAACGAGCUCGUCUGCUCGGUAUCACCACCAUGGACCCCACCCAGGCCGCCACCUACAUCCAGAAGGUUUGGAAAGGUCACAAACAGCGGAAAAUCACACAGCAACUGCGGGCAGAGGAGCUCAUGUUCCUGGGCAUGGUGGGGCUGCAGGGGGUCAGUGACCAGGAGGAGAAUCGUGGCAGCGUCUCCCUGAGCCAGCGCCCGCCGCAGCGCCCCAGCCCCCAGCCCCCAGCCCCCAGCCCCCGCCCACGCUCACCAGAGACUGCGCCAUCCUCAAAUCCACUGUGCGACCGGCAGCGGCCGAGCUCGGGGUUAGAGAGGCUGGGGUCAGUCUGGCCGCUGUGGGUCGUGUCUGGCUGCCCUAACCUCCCGCCCCCACGCCAGCCCGCGGAGUCAUGGCCGGCAGCUCUAUAG
Callorhinchus milii (elephant shark) is the source of this 1070-nucleotide messenger RNA. Its product is annotated as dynein regulatory complex protein 11-like. NCBI's taxonomy places the organism in Eukaryota, Metazoa, Chordata, Chondrichthyes, Chimaeriformes, Callorhinchidae. Bases 75 to 1070 code for a protein of 331 amino acids. Gene Ontology annotation, molecular function: protein binding. The transcript is spliced from 6 exons. The record is from RefSeq and is a predicted model, not a curated record.